Girardinichthys multiradiatus is the source of this 4401-nucleotide messenger RNA. RefSeq names its product CASP8 and FADD-like apoptosis regulator. The record is from RefSeq and is a predicted model, not a curated record. Gene Ontology annotation, molecular function: cysteine-type endopeptidase activity; protein binding. The coding region runs from base 377 to 1897 and encodes 506 amino acids. Lineage: Eukaryota; Metazoa; Chordata; Actinopteri; Cyprinodontiformes; Goodeidae. Gene Ontology annotation, biological process: negative regulation of extrinsic apoptotic signaling pathway via death domain receptors; proteolysis. The transcript is spliced from 11 exons.
AAGGGUCUCCACCGGAAACCAGCUCUUGUUUCACUUUCGCUUUACUGGAUCUCUUGCGGCGGUCAUGAAAGUCGGGGUUUCUUUUGAAGGGUUUAUAAUUAUUUCUUUCCUGAAACGUGUCUUUCCUGUUUGUACAACAGCCGGUCUCCUGUCGUCUCAGCGGUAGUGAGGUAGGGCACUACCCCACAUCGGAGGUUUCUAAAGAAGUGCGUCAUCAUUGCGUCGUUUUUCCACCAUAAUCUGCUUAUUAAAAACCUGUAAGGUGGGUUGUUCUGUGUAAACUCAUUAGUGACAGCAACAGGAAAAAAAAAAAAAAAAAACGACUCUUUGCGAUCGCGAACCCCGGGUUGACUUUAAUUUUUGGACUGGUUGGUUAAUGUUUUUAUUUUACUUGAAACAUAGUCGCCGUGGACCUACUUCUAUCAACAAAAACAUGUCGCCUUCGGAAGACCGUCACCUCCUGGCGAUCAGUGUUGUAGCGGAUGAUCUGAGCAGCGGGGACCGCAAGAAGGCCAUCUACCUCUGCGGGAGCUUGGUUGCUGACAGCAGCGUGGAUCUUGUCAGGGAGACAUUAAGAUAUAAAGUGGACAACGAUGGAGACCCUCGAGUGUUUAUUAUGUCCGUCCUGUGGCAGUUAGGGCGGUACGACAUACUGAGGAAGUUGUAUAAAGUCGGGAGAAACGACAUAGAGCAGCAGAUCCAUAUAUAUGGACAAGUUCUCCCGAGAUUCAGAGUACUUAUGGUGACGAUAAGCGAUGAUCUGGCAAUGACUGACGUGGAGCAAAUCAAAUUUCUCUUGAGUAAGACUCUAACUCGGGAAAAAAUAGAAAAUUCCAAGACCUUUUUGGAUGUGGUGAUUGAACUGGAGAAGCUGGAUUCCGUUUCGCCCGAAAGAGUAGAGAUCGUAGAGGAGUGUUUACACCACAUCGGCCGGCUUGAUCUGGUCAAAAAAGUGACUGCUUACAAGAUGUCGGUUCAAACCCCUGGAAGGCAUUUGAUUCAACAGCAAAGUUCUAUUGCUGAGGCAACUAGUCAUGUGCAGCCCUGGGACACUGCUGUGUCUUCUGAACGCGGUCCACCUCCACGACUAAGUUAUCGAGCUGCUGCAACUGAACAAAAAUACACCCAACACUUUGCAGCCAGUGUAAAGAUGUCAUUGCCUGUAUGCAGAGAGCCAAGCAGUAGGGUUCAGCUAGAGCAGUACAACUUUACAGCCAAUCCAAGAGGAGUCUGUGUUAUUUUUGACUGUGUGGGUAAAGAUGGAGAAAUGUUAUCAAAGGUGUUUGAGGCUCUCCACUUCAAAGUUCUCCUCUACUCCAUGCUGGGAGCUGACGAGAUUUUUGCAGCUCUCAAAGAUAUCUCCAAGCACAGAGAGAACCACAGAGGGGAUGCUUUUGUCUGCUGCAUCAUUAGCCGCAGCAUGGCUAACAAUUUUCUGGGUACAAGCGUGCGCGGCAGCAGUCUUUCUAUGGACUCGGUCAGACAUCUGUUAUUACCAGACUCUUGCCCCAUGCUGGCCGGCAAGCCAAAGCUCUUCUUCAUCCAAAGCUACGACAUUCCAGAGUUUGAUCAUUUGGGCAGAAGGGAGUGCCAGGUGGGGUACUUGGAGACAGACGGCUGUCAUAGCCCACCCAUGUAUAAUUACAUCCCCAAAGAAGCAGACAUAUUCUGGAGUCAGUGCUGGACAGAUGAAAGACAGCUGCAACAAAAGCAACAUCACUCCGUUUACCUGAAAGCACUGGCUGAUGGCUUAAGCAAAUCCCAGAGAUGGAAAAUGGGUCUACUUGAUGUUCAUACGGAGGUGAAUGGGGCCAUCUAUGAUCAUAACAAAAGAAAUCCUGAAGCAAAUUACCGUUGUGAAGUAAAACAUACUCUGAGAAAAAAUCUUUAUCUAUAAUAGAAAAGUGAAAGAAACAUUAUUACUUUUACUAAGACCCUAAGCGCCGUCGGACUAAACUCACUAAACUUUGCCUUAUGAAGAACAUGUUUUCUGUGUGUACACUGACCCCUACUGGUUAGCAUGAAAGAAGACACUCUAAGGGAGCAAUAUAUUGAAUUAGAGUAAACUCAACGUUUAUUUUUUCAGUAAUUUAAUUCAAAAAGGGAAACCCAUUUAUUAUAGACUUAUUACGCACAUGUUUAUAUAUUUCCAGUGUUUAUUUCUGGUAAUUUUGAUAAUUGUGGCUUACAGUUAAUGAAAACUCAAACUUCAGUUUCUCAGACAAUUACGCCACUAAUAAAAAUGGAUGCUUAACACAGAGAUAUCAACAUGCUGAAAGGUAUGUCCUUGUACUGUAGAGUAUGUGCAGUCAGUACAUGGUUGGGGCUCCUUUUUCAUGAGUUACUGUUUCAGUGCAGCGUAGCAUGGAGGUGAUCAGGCUAUGAUUCCGCUGAAUUGUUAUGGAAGCCCAGGUUGCUUUUUAGUGGCCUUCAGCUCAUCUGCAUUGUUGGUGUUCUCAUCUUUCUCAUGACAAUAUUCCAUAGAUUCUCCAUGUGGUUUAGGUCUGGCCAGUUUGCUGGCUAUGCAAGCACAGUGACACCAUGGUCAUUAAACCACUGAUUAGUACUUUUAACAGUAUGAGAAAGUGCCAAGUCAUGCUGCAAAAAUGAAAUCAGCAUCUCCAUAAAGCCUAUCAGCAGAAGGAAGCAUGAUGUGCUCUAACAUUUCCUGGUAGAUGGCUGUACUGACUUUGGACUUCAUAAAACACAGUGGACCAACACCAGCAGAUGACAUGACUCCUCCAAUCAUCCCUUACUGUGAAAAGUUUGAUUUUUUUGGCCUUUCCACUUUUCUUCUAGACUUUGUGACCUUAAUUUCCAAUUUAAAUACAAAAUGUACUUACAUCUGAAAAGAAGGCGUUGGUUCUGGACUGGCUUAGAGCAAAGAAUGCAACACCUGUAGCCUAUGUCCUAGAAACAUCUGUAUGUGGUGGCUCUUCAAGCACUGACCAGUGCCUUGUGAUUCUUCCCCCAAACCUUGAAUGCUUCACAACCGUCUGUGCAACACUCUAUAACACUAUUCCUUCCAGUAAACUUUCCAUUAGUCGAUUUCCAUUGGAUACAGCAAGCUAUGAACAGCCAGCUUUAGCAAGGACACUCGUGGCUUCUGCUCUUUGUGGAGGCUGUCAGUAGCUGCUGGACACCUGUUAAGUCAGCAUGAUUGUGUAAACCAUAACAUUUCUGUAUUGAAACAUCCCUGUUUUGCUCUGAUGUAAUUUUCUGGAAACUGAAUUUUGAGUUUUCAUUAGUUGUAAGCCAUAAUUAUUAAAAUUUGUAUCCACAUAAUUUAACUUUUUCAAUGAAAUUACUGAAAUUAAUUAAUUUAUUUCCAUGAUAGCCGUAUUUACUGAGAGACACCUGUAUAAUACACUAGACUUUUAUUUAUGUAUUUAUUUAUUUAUUUCAACUUUUUUUCCUACGCAUAUACUACAUACACUUCAUACCAGUCUGAAAACCUUUUUUUUGCAGUUGAUUAACAGAAAAGCUGAACAUUUCUAACAAAAGUGCCCUUUUGAAAUAUUUAAAUUAACAUCAAGUCAGGUUUAAGCAUUUAAAACUAAAUGGAUGUGUAAAUAAAUGUAAAAAAGGUCAAUGAACUUAUGACCUAUUUUUGACGUGUGUCACAUCACAUUAAACUUGCUGUGAUAAACAAAGUACUUCAGCCAUUCACUGGUUACAUUUUUUUGUUUAAUUAACUGAAAACCUUUUAUAAGAAACAGUAAAUUGCAUUAAAAUUUAAUUUUUAUGUAAAUGCUAUCAUUUGGCAGCUCAUGACUUCAGCAAAAAACAAACAAACAUAGAAUCCAAAUUAAAAAUGUAAAAAAACAAACAAAAAAACUGAUCCUACACUAAGCUACCAUCAUACCCUGCUGUGUUUUUCCUUUAAGUGUAAAUUUAUAUCCAUGUCAUGAUGUGCAGCUAAGACGGUGAGCGAAGAUUAACAGGAAAGGAGUUCAGAUCACGUCAGUUCAAGCUUUGCUACUCUUCCUGAGGUCUCCAGUCAUUCCUUUUUUAUGUAAAUUCAUUGUUGUUGAGCAUGUGAUGAAGCCCAUGUUAUAAAGCCACUUCUGCUUUUAAUAUCUAACCUUUUAUAUAUAAAUCUGUAUAAAUAUCUAUAGAUAUAUCUAUAUAAAACAUGUUGAAGUCUAUUUCUAUUAAUUAAUGACAUUUGUAUGUCAGUUUGACACAUUUAAUUGUUGCCUUUCAAAUAAUUUAAAAGCUGUUGAAACAGCUUAACAGCAAGCUAUUUGUAAAAGUCACUUCUAAUUACUCUUAUCUCCAGGUUGGACAUAUUAUGGUAAAACUAACUGAAAUCAACAUUUUUGACACUUAGGUGUCAAAAAUGUUGACACCUAAGUGUCAACACUUAAGUGUUUACACCUUUAAAUAAAUAUUUCACAU